Messenger RNA from Morchella importuna, 642 nucleotides. RefSeq lists its product as uncharacterized. Lineage: Eukaryota; Fungi; Ascomycota; Pezizomycetes; Pezizales; Morchellaceae. Gene Ontology annotation, cellular component: cytosol; nucleus. Gene Ontology annotation, molecular function: protein-N-terminal asparagine amidohydrolase activity; protein-N-terminal glutamine amidohydrolase activity. The transcript is spliced from 5 exons. The record is from RefSeq and is a predicted model, not a curated record. Bases 1 to 642 code for a protein of 213 amino acids.
AUGCCCGCCGCAAUAGCAGACCUACCAACCACCCCCAACGGCAGCUCCACCACCACCGAGCUUGUCGCCGUGACGGGCGUGUUUGAAUUAUCUCAGGUGAGGUACACGCAGUUCUACUGCGAGGAGAACAUAUACCACAUGAUCCGGGACCAUGUGGCGCCCGAGCUGUGGGAAGACUUCUAUGUGGUCUUUAUCUCGAACACUGAGAAGCGCGUCGCACUGAACUUCCAGAAAGUCUGCACCACCCCCACAACCCCCAUCUACUGGGACUACCACGUAAUCCUCCUCCACCACCCCCGCGCCACCCCCCACACCAUCACCGUCUACGACCUGGACACAACCCUCCCCUUCGGUCUCGCGCACCACCACUACUUCACGCACACCUUCUUCUCCACGCCCCCCGACACCACCGCUCCGCCGGCAAGGUUCAAGCUCGUCCCGGCGGCGGACUACAUGCAGCUGUUUGCGAGCACGCGCGCACACAUGUGGCGCGAGGAGGUGACGGAGGAGGGGGACCGAGAGUGGCGGUGGGUGGCGGAGCCGCCGGGGUGGGCGGCUGUUGUGUCGGAAGGUGAGUUUGCUUCGUUCUCUGUUCUGUUUUUUUGGGGGGCGUUGCGGGAUGGGGAUAAUGAUGGCAGCUGA